Molecule: messenger RNA, 1324 nt
Organism: Lacerta agilis (Sand lizard)
Lineage: Eukaryota; Metazoa; Chordata; Lepidosauria; Squamata; Lacertidae
Gene: GMNC
Product: geminin coiled-coil domain containing
Exons: 6
Coding region: 1-1251 (416 amino acids)
Biological process (GO): negative regulation of DNA replication; negative regulation of cell cycle
Cellular component (GO): nucleus
Source: RefSeq, a predicted model, not a curated record
AUGGCACCUUUCAAGGACAGCAUCAUCCAGAACCAAGCCACGGACUUAGAAAAGGGGGAAUCUGACAGAACAGCAGCGCACCUUGAUGUCGUUCACCUCCAGAGCAGCGCCGUGCCCUGCCCAGAGCUGCCGCCGGCCUUCGCGGGGGCUCCCGUCUGUGCCCGCCCCUGGGCCCACUCGACGUCAGCGGCGGCAAAGGUUGCCCCGGAGACGUGGCUCGACGCCGUCUGGACCGCCGCGGGACUCCUGGACGACGACGAGGCACCGGGCAGCAGCAGCAGCACCGCCGCCGGCGAGAGGAGGCGGGGGAACGUUUGGUCCGCCUCGGCCCGCCCCCUCCAGCCUCCUCCUUCUCCUCCUCCGGCUGCUGCGCUCGCAGCUUCGCACUCUCCGUCGGGGAGCGGGCCAGAUCAGUUCUGCAAUUUGGGCAUCUCCCUCCAAGACGAUGGAGGGUCUGGAGACCAGCUCUCCACGCAGCUCUACAGGAACAAACAGCUUCAAGACACCCUCUUGCAGAAGGAGGAAGAGCUGGCCAGGUUGCAGGAGGAGAACAGUCACCUCAGGCAGUUCCUGAACUCUGCUCUGGUCAAGCAAUUAGAGGAGGAAACCAAGAAGCUGCUGCGGCAGAGUGGCCAGAAACCUCGCAGCCCUCUUCAAAGUGGCAAGCGGAGGCUGAGAACAGAAGGCCUUCCCCUUCCUCGCGAGUCGUCCCACCCGCAGAAGGCCAGGCGGAACCUCCUGGGAUCUUUCUCUGCCUGCGAAGAGCCACGCGACCCCCAUGUGGACACCUGGGUCCUGCGGACGCUGGGCCUCAAAGACCUUGACACGAUUGACGAGUCGCCUGCUUCAGCUAACUACAGUGCCUUGACCCCAGAUGCUCCUCUGGGCUCUUUCAUUGGGGACCCACCCGAGGCAACAAACUUUGGGUGCAAUGAGAGCCAGCCAGCUGUUUACAGGUGUGCCACUUUUCCGUCCGCGGACAGGACGAGCGGCGCGGGAGAAGAGCCUUUGGGCCACGCACCCGACCUGCCGUGCCAUUUCUUACUGCCUGAGAAUAACUACCCUCCGCUGCCUUGUGGGCUGCCCUGCUGCUCGGACGCCUCUCCCACCCCAACGGAGGUGGCUUUCACCACCUCCUUGAGCCCCCACUGCAACGUCAAAACGCACACCUUCCGCCAGGGACAGGCUUUCGUGCGCCGGGACGAGGAUGGAGGGUGGAAGCUGACUUGGGUACCCAAGCAGCCUGAGUGAAGGAGCUCUUCCCUGUCAUCCCCCAACCCAAAACCCACCUCAGCACUGCCAGGAAAACAAUGUGUGUUUACAG